This is a messenger RNA of Branchiostoma floridae (Florida lancelet), 1258 nucleotides long. Its product is annotated as histamine N-methyltransferase-like. The transcript has 4 exons. The record is from RefSeq and is a predicted model, not a curated record. Bases 25 to 915 code for a protein of 296 amino acids. NCBI's taxonomy places the organism in Eukaryota, Metazoa, Chordata, Leptocardii, Amphioxiformes, Branchiostomatidae.
UUGUCAUAUUUACCCAAGGGAAGGAUGGAGACGGUAGUGACCGGAGAAAUAGGCGGGAUCGCGAGGCGCCCUCAGCACUAUGAGAUCGCCUACAAGUCGUACCUGGACGCGUGUAGUGGACGUCAGUACUACUUACAGCUACUCGGUGAGACGAUCGCAACAGCCUCUGACGGUGAAGUUAACGGCUGUUUCCGUGUGUUAAGCAUCGGUGGUGGGUCGGGUGAAGCCGAUAGCGUCAUUCUCAGAAAACUACAAGAGAUCCACCAUAACACACACGUCAUCGUGGUGGAACCUUCGGAGGACUACAUCUCUGAAUACAAGCACGUAGUAGACAACGAGCUGCACAUCGGCAGGCUGACAUUUGAUUGGCUACAAGAGCGAGCGGAGGAGUACUUCUCCCAGGAGGCUGCGGACAGGUGUCACCUGAUCCACGCCAUCCAUGUUCUGUACCACGUGGAUGACCUCAGCACGACCUUGAUGAACAUGUGGGCUGCCCUCGCUGAUGGUGGGAGCAUGGUUGUAAUGAUAGAAUCAGGUAAAAGCAAUCUCGCCAGGUGGCGCCUGAAAGUCAUGGAAGCUCUUGGCGUGUCCGAGGACAAGCGCCUGGCCACCUGCCUGCGGGUUUCCACUGACGUCAUGAAGAUUCUUGACGACAACAACAUCGACUACAGCGUCACUUCUACGUCACCCGAGGCCAUGGACGUCACCAACUGCUUCAAGAAGGGGUCAGAAUCGGGAGAGUUGCUUCUGGAUUUCUUGAUACAGACGGCUUACGCGUCUCUAAAUCCAGAACUAAGAUCAGUUCUCUUGAAGUAUUUGAAGAGCCAUGAAUUUUCUACUAAGAAUGAUGACAAAGUCAUUAUCACACAGUAUACAGAUGUUAUAGUGGCUAAGAAAAACUGUACAGAGCCAUGAAUUCUUUCAAUUGCUAUGAUAGACACAGUAUAUUUUUAAACUACAAGGUUGGCGAUCAGAUAGAGGGCGCUCUUUGUUGUUAUUAAUUUUUUAAGCCCCUAUAUAUCUGCACUUCGUUUGGAUAUCACAGAACAAUUUUUCUCUGUUGGCUUUUCGUUACAGCUACACGUCGAGGAAUUUUUAGCUCUUUUGUUACCGUUGUCUUAUUAUAUGUAAUAUUUUUACAUAAGUUAACACUUUGUACACAUAUUAAUGAUUUUCUUCUUUGUAACAACACGUUUCAUUCCAUAUGGGGAGCAUGUAUGGUGUUGCGAAAAUAAACUAGACAUCGAAUACACCCCUA